AUGGUGGUCCGUGAUGAAGAGGAGCAUGGGACCAUGGGUGCAGGGGAGCAUGGGACCAUGGGUGCAGGGGAGCAUGGGACCAUGGGUGCAGGGGAGCAUGGGACCAUGGGUGCAGGGGAGCAUGGGACCAUGGGUGCAGGGGAGCAUGGGACCAUGGGUGCAGGUCUGCAUGGGACCAUGGGUGCAGGGGAGCAUGGGAACAUGGGUGCAGGGGAGCAUGGGACCAUGGGUGCAGGGGAGCAUGGGACCAUGGGUGCAGGUCUGCAUGGGACCAUGGGUGCAGGGGAGCAUGGGACCAUGGGUGCAGGGGAGCAUGGGACCAUGGGUGCAGGUCUGCAUGGGACCAUGGGUGCAGGGGAGCAUGGGACCAUGGGUGCAGGGGAGCAUGGGACCAUGGGUGCAGGUCUGCAUGGGACCAUGGGUGCAGGGGAGCAUGGGACCAUGGGUGCAGGGGAGCAUGGGACCAUGGGUGCAGGGGAGCAUGGGACCAUGGGUGCAGCGCGGGGGCGGGGAGUGGAAGCGGAGGGGAAGGCGGAGUGGAAGCGGGGGGGAAGGCGGAGUGGAAGCGUGGGGGAAGGCGGAGUGGAAGCGUGGGGGAAGGCGGAGUGGAAGCGUGGGGGAAGGCGGAGUGGAAGCGUGGGGGAUGCUUUGGGGAGCAUAAGAGUAUCGGAUCAGCGGGGCAUCGGAGCAAGGGAGAAGCACAACGGGGGAGCAGCGAGGCGCGGGAGGGAAGAGGAGCAUUUCGGGAGGGGUUGCCUCCCUUACCGUCUACCUAGGACCCGCUCCCUUGGCGUUCGCGCCAUGCAGCCUCUUUUUUAA
This is a messenger RNA of Closterium sp. NIES-65, 819 nucleotides long. The record is from the annotation of a GenBank genome assembly. NCBI's taxonomy places the organism in Eukaryota, Viridiplantae, Streptophyta, Zygnematophyceae, Desmidiales, Closteriaceae.